Camelina sativa (false flax) is the source of this 806-nucleotide messenger RNA. NCBI's taxonomy places the organism in Eukaryota, Viridiplantae, Streptophyta, Magnoliopsida, Brassicales, Brassicaceae. The record is from RefSeq and is a predicted model, not a curated record.
AUGUACCGACACUCGGUCCUUGCUGGUACAUUGCAUUACAUUGAUCCGGAAUACCAUCGAACCGGAACGAUUAGACCAAAAUCGGAUCUUUACGCGUUUGGCAUAACCAUUCUUCAGCUGUUGACGGCUCGUCAGCCGGGGGGGCUUGUACCAGCGGUCGAAAACGCGGUAAAGAAAGGAACGUUAACCGAAAUGCUAGAUAAAUCGGUUACCGAUUGGCCUUUGGCAGAAACCGAAGAGUUGGCUCGGAUUGGUUUAAAAUGUGCGGAAUUUCGAUGCCGAGAUAGACCGGAUCUUAAAUCGGAAGUUAUACCGGCUUUGAAACGGCUUGUGGAGACAGCCAAUUCGAAAACAAAGAAAGAAGGAAGCAAUUUACGAGCACCUAGUCAUUACUUCUGUCCAAUCUUACGGGAGAUAAUGCAGGAGCCAGAGAUAGCAGCAGAUGGAUUCACGUACGAGAAGCAAGCGAUCUUAGCGUGGCUCGAGAAACAUAACAUUUCACCAGUGACUCGACAAAAGCUCGACCACUUCAAGCUCACACCAAACCAUACACUCCGGUCUGCGAUUCACGAUUGGAAAUCAAGAUUCCGGUUUUCUAAUGACAUUGUCAAUAUAACUGGCUAAUUUCUCUCGUUGGAGAUUUUCUGUAAAAAAUUUUAGUUGAAUUUGCAGUAAAUAUUCUCAUAUGCAUGUAAACAUAUGGUUUGUAAAUUGUAGUUUUAUGCGAUAAGACCAAAAAAGAGAGUUUUGUGGUUUGGAUCAUGGUUGUAAAUCCACAAAAAUGGAAAAUUUAGUUUGUUGAAGUA